Molecule: messenger RNA, 1899 nt
Organism: Fukomys damarensis (Damara mole-rat)
Lineage: Eukaryota; Metazoa; Chordata; Mammalia; Rodentia; Bathyergidae
Product: cyclic AMP-dependent transcription factor ATF-7
Exons: 12
Coding region: 140-1591 (483 amino acids)
Biological process (GO): regulation of transcription by RNA polymerase II
Molecular function (GO): DNA-binding transcription factor activity, RNA polymerase II-specific; cAMP response element binding
Source: RefSeq, a predicted model, not a curated record
AGCGAUCCUGGCCGGACGGGAGGAAAGUAUCUGCUCCGCUGAGGGGGGGAAAGGAGGAGCUGGAGACAGAUUGUGGGCCUGAGCUCAGGCGGGCAGGAGGCGACAGAGCUAUCAGCGGCUCCGCUCUGCUAUAUGAAAUAUGGGAGAUGACAGACCGUUUGUGUGCAAUGCCCCGGGCUGUGGACAGAGAUUUACAAAUGAGGACCACCUGGCAGUUCAUAAACACAAGCAUGAGAUGACAUUGAAAUUUGGCCCAGCCCGAACUGACUCAGUCAUCAUUGCAGAUCAAACUCCUACUCCAACUAGAUUCCUCAAGAACUGCGAGGAGGUGGGGCUCUUCAAUGAACUAGCCAGCUCCUUUGAGCAUGAAUUCAAGAAGGCUACAGAUGAAGAUGAGAAAAAGGGAGCUGCUGGGCCCCUGGACAUGUCUCUGCCUUCCACCCCAGACAUUAAAAUCAAAGAAGAGGAGCCAGUGGAAGUGGACUCAUCUCCACCUGACAGUCCUGCCUCCAGCCCCUGCUCCCCACCACUGAAGGAGAAGGAGGUUGCCCCAAAGCCUGUUGUGAUUUCUACCCCGACACCCACCAUCGUUCGUCCUGGCUCCCUGCCUCUCCACUUAGGCUAUGAUCCACUUCAUCCAACCCUUCCCUCCCCAACCUCUGUCAUCACACAGGCUCCACCAUCUAACAGGCAAAUGGGGUCUCCCACUGGCUCCCUCCCUCUCGUCAUGCAUCUUGCUAAUGGACAGACCAUGCCUAUGCUGCCAGGGCCUCCGGUACAGAUGCCUUCUGUUAUAUCGCUGGCCAGACCUGUGUCCAUGGUACCCAACAUUCCUGGUAUCCCUGGCCCACCAAUUAACAGCGGUGGUUCAAUUUCUCCCUCUGGCCAUCCCAUGCCAUCAGAAGCCAAGAUGAGACUGAAAGCUUCCCUUACCCACCAAAUCUCCUCCAUCAAUGGUGGCUGUGGAAUGGUGGUGGGCACUGCCAGCACUAUGGUGACAGCCCGUCCAGAGCAAAGCCAGAUCCUCAUCCAACACCCUGAUACCCCAUCCCCUGCCCAGCCACAGGUCUCUCCAGCCCAGCCCACCCCCAGUACCGGGGGACGCCGGCGGCGCACAGUGGAUGAAGAUCCAGAUGAACGCCGGCAGCGCUUUCUGGAGCGCAACCGCGCUGCAGCCUCUCGGUGCCGCCAAAAGCGGAAGUUGUGGGUGUCUUCGCUAGAGAAGAAGGCAGAGGAACUCACCUCCCAGAAUAUCCAGCUUAGUAAUGAAGUGACAUUACUACGCAAUGAGGUGGCCCAGUUGAAACAGCUACUCUUAGCUCAUAAAGACUGCCCAGUCACUGCACUACAAAAAAAGACUCAAGGCUAUUUAGAGAGCCCCAAGGAAAGCUCAGAGCCAACGGGUUCUCCAGCUCCCGUGAUUCAGCACAGCUCAGCAACAGCCCCUAGCAAUGGCCUCAGUGUCCGAUCUGCAGCUGAAGCUGUGGCCACCUCAGUCCUCACUCAGAUGGCCAGCCAAAGGACAGAACUGAGCAUGCCCAUGCAGCCGCAUGUGAUCAUGACCCCACAGUCCCAGUCUGCGGGCAGAUGAUGCCUCCCCUGGUGGAGAGCUCCCAGCCAGAGCUCGCCCGCCCAAGAGCCGAGAGAUGUCAUCCUGUCCCCUUCCAUCUGCCUUGGACAUAGCAACACGGGGGGCAAAAUUGUGUGUCGUGAGUAUGGACAGACAUGGGGCUUUUCUCUUAGCCACACAGUCGUGUAUGUUUGGUAUGUGCACUGGGGGGGGUCUCCCAGCUCCAGAGCCACAUAGAUCAUCCCCCAAGGGUAGGGUUUCUGAUGUACUUACAGCCAAAGGCCUACCCAGAUUGUCCGAGCAGUCACCCAUGCCCCAUGCACGUGUAU